UCUUUUACAUACACACUUGAACUAUUCUACAGCUUAUUUUCUUUUACAAACAAAAUAACAAAACAAAACAAAGGGGAGAGAGAGAGAGACAGAUCAGCAGAGUGAGUCCCAGAAAGAACAAAUUAGGAUGGGGAGAGCUCCUUGUUGUGAGAAGAUGGGACUGAAGAAAGGGCCAUGGACAGCUGAAGAAGAUAAACUUUUGAUCGCUUUUAUACGACAACACGGCCAUGGAAACUGGCGUGCUCUUCCUAAGCAAGCUGGCCUAUUGAGAUGUGGAAAAAGUUGCAGACUGAGGUGGACGAACUACUUGAGACCAGACAUUAAGAGAGGGAAUUUCAGUAAAGAAGAAGAGGAUACAAUCAUCAACUUACACGAAAUGCUUGGGAAUAGGUUCCAUUUUCUCGCAGCAAGAUUACCGGGUCGGACCGACAAUGAGAUUAAAAAUGUUUGGCACACCCACUUGAAGAAAAGGCUCAAAAAUUAUCAAAGCACCUCCAACACCAAAGGACAAACAGUGACAGAGCCCAAAUGUGAUUCCAAUGCCUCGCGUGAAUCCAACACCAUGAAUUCGGGUUUUGAGAGUUCUGAGUAUGCAUCAGUUUCCCCACAAGAUUCUUCUAGUGAACUCUCAUCGGUCACAGACUUAACUGGCUUUCCAAACAGCGCAGUCAUUAAGGACAAAUCAAUGGACACAUCUGAGACAUUUCCUCAAAUUGACGAAAGUUUUUGGUCCGAAGAAUUAUCAACCGGCAAUUCCACCAUGCAAUCGGACUUUGCUGGUUUUACGGAGGAGUUACAAUUUCAAUUUCCAUUAUCUCCAUCAAUGACUGCUUCUAUUGGUACAAUGGAACAUGUCAAUGAGUACAACUUCAAUAUUGAUGAUGACAUGGAGUUUUGGUAUAACCUUCUCAUUAAAGCUGGUGGUUUACCAGAAUUAUCAGAAAUCUGAGCAGUAUUUUUCUUUGUAUUAAAUGUAGCAAAUAUUAGAAAAUUCGAAUAUUCUUGAUACAUUUGACCGUUAAAGAGGAGUUGAGAUCCUCUUCUUGAGCUC
Molecule: messenger RNA, 1051 nt
Organism: Camellia sinensis
Lineage: Eukaryota; Viridiplantae; Streptophyta; Magnoliopsida; Ericales; Theaceae
Source: RefSeq, a predicted model, not a curated record